CUGCACGUUCCCUACGCGGAGUACUUCAGGCUGGAGCCGCUGCUGCGGUACCACCGCGUUAUCAGCUUUGAGGACUUCAUGGAGAAGCUGGGGCCCGUUCACUGGCCUCCUGGCCAGCGAGUGGCUCAGAGAAGUGCCGACAAAAACACUUGUCCCAUGAAGGAUGGAAAUCCAUUUGGUCCCUUCUGGGAUCAGUUCCAAGUUAACUUUGAUAAGUCUGAGCUCUUCAAGGGAAUUUCCUUCAGUUCUACUUACAAGGACCAUUGGAUCCAAAGGUUUUCACCGUCGGAGCACCCUGUCCUUGCCUUACCUGGAGCUCCGGCCCAGUUUCCAGUCUUGGAGGAGCACCGGCCCCUCCAUAAGUAUAUCGUGUGGUCUGAUGAAAUGGUGAAGAAAGGAGAAGCCUAUAUUCAUUCUCUGCUGGUCAGGCCCUACGUUGGAAUUCAUCUGCGGAUCGGCUCAGACUGGAAAAAUGCUUGCAAUAUGUUAAAGGAUGGAACGGCCGGGCCGCAUUUCAUGGCUUCACCUCAGUGCGUGGGCUACGACCGAAGUGCUGCGGUCCCUCUUACCAUGGACAUGUGCCUACCAGACCUCAAAGAGAUCAAGCGUGCUCUCAAGCUUUGGGUGGAAAAGACAGAAGCUAACUCUGUUUAUGUUGCUACUGAUUCUGAGCCUUACACGACAGAAAUACAGCAGUUCUUUCAAGGAAAGAUCAAGGUUGUAAGCUUGCAGCCAGAAGUGCCACAGAUUGAUUUGUAUGUUCUUGGCCAGUCCGAUCAUUUUAUCGGGAACUGUGUCUCUUCGUUUACCGCCUUUGUGAAAAGAGAGCGUGACGUGCAUGGAAAACCCUCUUCAUUUUUUGGCAUGGACCAUCCACCAAGAUUACGGGAUGAAUUCUGA
Molecule: messenger RNA, 900 nt
Organism: Phaethon lepturus (White-tailed tropicbird)
Lineage: Eukaryota; Metazoa; Chordata; Aves; Phaethontiformes; Phaethontidae
Gene: POFUT1
Product: protein O-fucosyltransferase 1
Exons: 5
Biological process (GO): Notch signaling pathway; regulation of Notch signaling pathway; protein O-linked glycosylation via fucose
Cellular component (GO): endoplasmic reticulum
Molecular function (GO): peptide-O-fucosyltransferase activity
Source: RefSeq, a predicted model, not a curated record